AGCAAGAUGGCUUCCACUUCCGGUCUCGAGCCCCGCCCCUUCCGGUGGCGCAGCCGCAGAGCGCGCGGCGGCCCCGAGCGAGGCGGCGGCCCGUCAUGGCGGAGCGCGCCGUGUGGCGAUAUCGCGGGCGGCGCCGAGAGGGCCCGGACGCGCUGCUCAUUUUCAAAUGGGAGACUCCAGAAUUCUGCAAAUGUGAAUUUUACCUUAUAUAAGAACAAUGACACCACUAAUCCUAGAAAGAAGCACAGAAGGAUCCUGGUGGCUGAAACCGACAGACUCUCCUACAUGGGAAGCAAUUUUGGAGCGGGAGUUCUGAAAUGCAACUCUUUAUGCAGCUACUUCGUCGGUGCCUUGAACAAGGAUUCUGGGAAAAUGGAAAUUUUUGAUGCCGAACUGUUUAACAUGCAGCCGGUGUUUUCAGAUGACUUAAACGAGAGCGAAGCCGCCUCAGAAAAUCAGGCCAAAACGUACCGAGAAAAAGUGGAUUCUUGCAUCGAAGCCUUUGGCACAACCAAACAGAAGCGAGCCCUGAACGCCAGAAGGAUGAAUGCAGUUGGCAGUGAAACUCUAAACAUAGCCGUUGCCAAAGCAGCGGAAAACAUCAUAGAUACGAGGGGUGUGGAUGCUUUAGUGAGUGAGGCAACUCUGGAUAAAUUGCAAGAGGAAUCCGUCUUCCUGCCUCCGUGCCACGACGAUGGCGCCAAACCAGAAGACGUUUACAGGUUUGAAGACCUUAUUUCCUCCGAGGAAUACGAAGCCCUGCAGACUCCAUCUGAAGCUUUUAAGAACAUCACGUCCGAAGAAAUACUGAAAAUGGUCCAGACGAGCAGUCACUGCUCCUUUGUUAUAGAAGCGCUGAAGUCGUUACCUUCCAACGAAGAGAUCCGUGACCACAAGGCCCGCUGUCUUUGGUAUCUGAAUACUCUCGUGAGAUUUGGCUUCCAGAAGGUGAUAAAGCGGAAAAGUGCCCUGGGGCAAGGCAUUCCUCACAUCAUUAACUCUAAACUCCUGAAAAACUUCACCGUCUUAACGUAUAACGGUGGCAGGGUCCAGAACUUGAUCUCGGCUUCGAUGGAGGCCAAAAUAACAGCUUACGUCAUAGCGCUGGCCUUGCACGUGAGUGACUUCCGGAUCGAUCUGACCGUGUUACAGAGGGACAUGAGACUCGGUGAAAAAAGGAUCCUGGAGAUCGCCAAAGCCAUGCGAUUGAAGGUCUCCAAAAGGCCGGUGCCUGUGGGAGCUGAAGAGGAGGAUCACAAAAUGGGAAUUCUGACCCUCCCCCUACCCGUCUACCGGCCUCCCAACAGCCAACGGAAGCGCAAGAAGAUGUUCUGAGACCCCGCCGGCCGGCGUUUCCGAGAGAGAGUCGCGUCGCCUCACGCGAGACCCCGCCGGUGAAACCGCCCGGCGGCGGCUCCUCGCGCCGUCGGGCUUAUCCGGCCGGGAACCGGCAUUGUGAUCCCGCGGAGGACCGACCCGUUGACCGGGAAAACAGAUUAAAGGCUGCUCCGACGCUGA
Molecule: messenger RNA, 1518 nt
Organism: Ornithorhynchus anatinus (platypus)
Lineage: Eukaryota; Metazoa; Chordata; Mammalia; Monotremata; Ornithorhynchidae
Gene: POLR1E
Product: RNA polymerase I subunit E
Exons: 12
Coding region: 7-1335 (442 amino acids)
Biological process (GO): RNA polymerase I preinitiation complex assembly; transcription elongation by RNA polymerase I; nucleolar large rRNA transcription by RNA polymerase I
Cellular component (GO): RNA polymerase I complex
Molecular function (GO): DNA binding
Source: RefSeq, a predicted model, not a curated record